Molecule: messenger RNA, 1985 nt
Organism: Marchantia polymorpha subsp. ruderalis
Lineage: Eukaryota; Viridiplantae; Streptophyta; Marchantiopsida; Marchantiales; Marchantiaceae
Source: the annotation of a GenBank genome assembly
GACGGACAAGCCAAGCAGGUAGGAAAGGUCGCAAAGGUCGCAAUGUACGCGGGGCCUGCGAACGCAUUCAAUUGCCAUGAAGGCAGUGCGAGGGCCUGACCUGUGCUCGCAAGCUGGCUGGCUACGAAGCCGAGGGUCGAUUGGAGCAAUGCGGGCCUUGAUAAGUCCAUAGUUCCCCACACUCUGCUCCAGGACCCGCCAUUCUCCGGACUCGGGUUCCAAUUCGGCCUCGCCGCGCUGCUCUGCUUUGACUCGAUCCGUUCAUGCUCGAGGUCUGAUCAGUGUCCACGACAUUACGUGAUUUUCCUUCUCUCUUUGUCGCCCUCUGUCGCUCUGCGGGUUUUUCCCGCCCGGCCCUGCCCUGCCCUCGGUCUUGAUGUGAAAUUAGAAGCGGAUAUGAUCGAAACUUCCUGCUACUCUCGAGACUCUGCCGUUGCGUGCUCUGUUUUGCUGCAAUUAUUGUACGCGACGGCUGGAAGCAGACUGAGGAUUUUGUAGCUGUAGCUGUCAGAGUCGGAGACUGAGGGUCUGCGACUGCUGGGAAUCGUAAAGCUCCCUGUCAUUACGUUUGCUGGCUCCAGUGGUCGUGGCCAUUGGAGAAAUGGUGUGUUCAACAGGGCUGUGUCGGACUACAGAUUAAUGCGAAGCGAGGGAGCGGAGGUGGUCGGGCUUGCCGAUGUGUGAUUGAGCAGAGGAUUUAGUGGGGAUGGCCGCAGGUCGCAUUAUUUGCAUACUGAUCCAGACUUGUUAGCCAUCCGCCGUGACGUUCAGCAUUUGGUGGAUAUCCGAGUUCGAGUGGAGCCAUGGAGGCCGAGGGAAAUGGAAUUCUUAUGGAAAAAGGGCCUGGGGCGCCAGUGUUUCCCUCGGAUGCCGGCACGAAGGACCGGCGCGUUACCUCAGUGGAAUUGCAGGGGAAUGGCGUGUCCUCAAGGAUUGGCACUGAUCUUCGCCGAAGCCAGGUCGGGAGAACGAUCUCUGCUAGGCCCUCACGAGAUGGAACGGGCUGGAUGUUUUUGGCGCUGCUGGUCAUAUGGACGCUCGCAUUGGGAUGGAAAAUUUGGGAGGGGAAAGCUAAUCUGUGGCCCGUGAUCUAUGGCUGGGCGUUUUUUGAGACCUUCAAUAAGGUUCUGUCGUUUGUCGUGGCCAUGGAUCCAAAGUUUUUAUCCAACCUGCAGCCAAGACAUGUCGACAGCUUUUUGAACACGGCAGUUUCACUGUUGCACUCGACAGCAAUUUCCAUCGCAGUUGUAAGCUUGCUGAUAGAUGAACACAGGGAGCAAGGGAUAGCCCGAAUGUGGAGACACGAAGUAUUAACACAGAAAGCAUGGCCUGGAGCACACACGGUUCUGGGCUUUUCGUGUGGUUACUUUGCUUAUGAUCAGUGGGACAUGCUUCGUCGACGAUUGUACAAGCCAAGGGCUCCUUCGGUCCUCACACAUCAUCUCGUUCUCCUGACGUGUUUUGUAGUUGCCCUGUUCAAGAACAGCUGCAUCAAUUACUUGAUUCUUACGCUGGUUUGCGAGGUACAUUCCGUUUUCCUACAUCUACGCAAGGUGAUAUUAUUGGCUGGAGUGAACAGAGCAUGGGGCCAUUUGCUGAGGAUUGAGUGGCUUUUGAACUGGAUUGCUUUUUUCACGGCAAGAUGUGCCGUACACAUAAUGAUCACAGCCAAACUAGUUCAAGAUAGACUCAAGUUUGAAAGGGGCACGGUAGAGCUUCCUCUUGCCUCGUUGGGCAUGCUAGGGUUGAACGUAUUAAAUUUUCUUCUCGGCCUAGGGCUUUGGAAGGCCUUUAAGAGAGAACGUUCUGGGAGACUAGACUCUACGAAGGUAGCAGAGGAUUAGGUCUACAAUUUUUCCGCACAUUGUCUUCAAUUUAUCCCCUCAUAUAACCGAAGUUUGCCACGAUAUCAAUCACACAUGGCAGCUCACAAGAAAUCCACCUGAAUUCUGUCGCUUCAGUUGUUGGUGGCGUCGAGCUCUGUC